AUGGGUUUCAUCCAAUUAACACAAAAUUACAUUGCUAUCCAACAUUACCCAUUUUUUCAAUGGCAAUUGUUGGAGAUUGAAGGAGUUGACUCAGACAAUUUUCAGCCUGUUGAUAAAGACGAGAAAAUAGUUAUUGAUCUGCUAAAGCAACUUUUAGAUAUUGGCAUGUACAUCAACAAGACUCCAAAGCACUAUGUUAAACAAGCAUUUGAAACUCUUUUUGUGAAAAAUACUGAAUUCAUACCAUCUCAAGGGGUGAUAAAUUACCUACUGAAUGAAGAGAUAGACUGCAUUUCAACUGUAGACGAAAUGUUGAGACAGCUGGACACACCUUACGACACCACCAUACCUUCUGAUUAUGUUUGGCCUUUACCAAACAACACACAACUUUACAACUACCUGUUCCAAUAG
Molecule: messenger RNA, 411 nt
Organism: Helobdella robusta
Lineage: Eukaryota; Metazoa; Annelida; Clitellata; Rhynchobdellida; Glossiphoniidae
Exons: 3
Coding region: 1-411 (136 amino acids)
Source: RefSeq, a predicted model, not a curated record